Molecule: messenger RNA, 11962 nt
Organism: Labrus bergylta (ballan wrasse)
Lineage: Eukaryota; Metazoa; Chordata; Actinopteri; Labriformes; Labridae
Gene: znf462
Product: zinc finger protein 462
Biological process (GO): positive regulation of transcription by RNA polymerase II
Cellular component (GO): nucleus
Source: RefSeq, a predicted model, not a curated record
GACCGACCGGGCGCACGCAUGAAAUACGAGGACAACUUUUGGGAGGAUCGCUCGAGGAGAAGAUUGUACCAGUUUCCCUGAUUUUCCAGGGAGUGCUCCCUCUCUUUAGUGAUGGAGGUACUGCAGUGUGAUGGCUGUGACUUCCGUGCCGAGUCAUAUGACGACUUGAAGACCCACAUUCAGGAAGUGCACACUGUUUUCCUGCAGCCAGCAGAUGCCGAUGAGUCUGACUCUCUGAAAGACGAGGAUGAAGAUGAGCAGGGAGAGGAGGAAUGUGAGGAUAAGGAGGAUGACAAGGAUUAUGCGCCUGCUAAAGCUGGAAUGAGCCCCAAAUCUACUGAUGAUUCCAACCAAACACCGCAAAAGCCGACAGCUGAGACUCAUCUGCCGUUUUACCAGUGCAAGUUCUGCGUCCGUUACUUCAGAUCGCAAUCGUUCUUAAGAAACCACACCAAAAAAGUGCAUAAUGUUGUAGAGGAGGAUUCAGAUGCAAGUGUCUCCUUGCAAACAGCUAAGCAGCCCAGCUACACUGUUAUAAUGCACAAGGACAAUUCUAAGGUGUAUUCCUGCCAGUAUUGCACAUACAAGUCUCCGCGCAAAGCAAGGAUAUUGAAGCAUCAACUGAUGUAUCACAGCAAAGUUCCUUCGGAAAGUGUCGGCGAUCCUUCUGAGGCUGGAGAAGAUUCUGAUCCAGCCUGUGGGCUGAAGGGGACGUUUGCUUGCGAAUGGUGCGACUAUCAGACUGACCAGAAGGACAGCUGGACUGCUCAUGUGGUCAGAGAACACAGCGACAAGGUCAAAAUAGUUUCCAGCAUUGCAGAGCUGGAAGGGGAAGCCAGUGCAAGCUCACCCAAACCAGAUUCUCCUGCUGCCUCCCAGAGCCCGAAUCGAUCAAAAAUAAGUGUCACUGAUGAACAUGAAAAGGACGAUUCAGUAGAAAAAACAGCAACAUUGGAGAAGCCCGCCCUAGAGAUUGCCUCCCUUCAGUUUGCACAGAUUAGUGCUGUGACUCCUAAUAGCACAGGUUCCUCUAUUUUGUCCAAGAGGUUUGCAUCAUCUGAAGUUCCAAACAGUGUCAUAAAGAUGGAUUCCAGCUUACUCAAUGAGGAAGACUCCCGGAGCAGCUUAGAGGACGACGAUGACGAAGAUCUUGGCGAUAUCGACGAUGACACCAGCUACACCGGGACGCUGUCGGCAGACGCAAAGCAGCUUUUAACUGAUGAGGAUAAUAAACUUCUAGAGACAAAAGGAAUACCCUUCCGGAGGUACAUGAACCGAUUUCAAUGCCCAUUCUGCUCCUUCCUAACCAUGCACAGGCGGAGCAUCUCCCGCCACAUCGAAAACAUUCACCUUUCUGGUAAAACCACAGUGUAUAAAUGUGAUGAAUGCCCGUUUAUUUGCACCAGCCCUCUUAAACUAGGUACGCACAAACAGAGCCACAGUUCCUCAGAUUUAGACACCUUGGACCUAACAAGUGACAGCCCAGAACCUCAAAAUGACAAAGCUGCGGAGCCAGUUAACGGGGGCAACGUGACCUCCAAAGUCAACGGAAAAAGGAUAACCAGCACACCCAACGACCAGCAGAACCCUCAUCGCUGCUCCCUCUGCAGCUUCUCCACCACCACUCUGAAAGGUCUACGGGUUCACCAGCAGCAUAAGCACUCCUACUGUGAUGACCUUGCCACUGUCUUUGAAAGCCAGAUGACCGACCAGCCAGACUCCGAGGUGGACGCAUCUCCAAUCUUCCUCCAAAAAACCCAGACCUCCAUUUUAGGACUUGCAACCAAAAAGCCCUUAGCUACAGGCAAACGAGCCAGGAAGUCCAUCAACGACCUGCCUUUGGAUUUGUCCUCGGUAAAAAAGCGAACAAGAAUCGAUGAGAUCGCCAGUAACCUUCAAAGUAAGAUAAGCCAAAGCCAACAAGACAUGAUCAUAAACCUGGAUGAAAUGGAAGAUGAAGACGCGGGAGAAAAUCACACCGGCGCUGAUAAAGAUAGUGGAAACCAUGACGGUAAGAACCCUGUCUUCACUUAUAAUGCACAGCAGCUUAACGCAAGAGAAUCGCUGAUAUCAAACGAUGGAGGCAGAAUUGAAAGAAAAAGCAACCCUAAGUCGAAACCUAGAAGCAUUCCUAUAUCACUAACUCUGUCAGACGAUAGCGAAAACAUCUCCGUAGACCCAAGUGAUGGUGCAAUCCAAGAGAACACUGAUUAUUCAGAGGAACCGGGGACUGCUCGUUUCUACUGCAAACACUGUGACUACCACAACAAGUCGGCCCGUAGUGUCAGCACCCAUUACCAGAGGAUGCACCCUUACAUUAAGUUCAGCUUUAAGUACAUCCUGGAUCCCGAGGACCAGAGUGCGGUUUUUCGCUGCCUGGAGUGCUACAUUGAAUACACCAACUACAACGAUCUACACCAACACUACAUGGAUCACCACCCCGAAGCAAGCAACGUGCUCAACUUCAACCAACCAAAUCUGGUAUACAUGUGCCGCUUUUGUUCGUACACGAGCCCGAAUGUCCGUAGCCUGAUGCCCCAUUACCAAAGAAUGCAUCCCACAGUGAAGAUUAACAAUGCCAUGAUCUUCUCCAGCUACGUAGUGGAGCAAUCCCACAAAACUGGUGAGUCCCAAACGCUGAGGGAAAUAUUAAACUCUGGCCCCAAGAAUUUUAAUUCCGCUUCCUCAACCCCUAGAUCCUCUUCCAGCCCGGUGCUUAAAACUCCCUCUAAGACGCCGGAGGUUUGUGCUGAGACGGACACUCUCAAAGAGCCGAUGGGUGGAAAUGUUGUAGUAUACGAUUGUGAUGUGUGUUCUUUCGCUAGCCCCAACAUGCACUCUGUUCUGGUCCACUACCAGAAAAAGCACCCUGAGCAGAAGGCCUCUUACUUCCGUAUACAGAAAACCAUGAAGGUCAUCUCUGUGGAUCAACCUCAGCCUGUUGCAAACUCCUCGUACAAUCUCAGCAUGGCUACACCUUCAAAACAGUCGAGUGCCCCACUGUAUGGAACAGAUGAAGAAAUGUACUACUGUAAGCACUGCGUGUACAGCAACAGAUCUGUAGUGGGCGUGUUGGUCCAUUAUCAAAAACGACACCCAGAAGUUAAAGUGACAGCAAAAUACAUAAAACAUGGUGCUCCCACCCCUGGUUUGAUGAAACUAAUGGACGAAUUGCAAAUCUCCGCUCCCAAACAGUUUUUGAAGCAGUUUCAAAAUAACGGUCACGAUGGAUCUAACAACUCGAGCCCUAAACAGGGAAGUGGUGAGAAAGGAGAGGACGAGUUGUUCUUCUGUCAGCAAUGUGACUAUGGAAACCGCACUGUAAAAGGAGUGCUCAUCCAUUACCAGAAGAAGCACAGGGAAACCAAGGCCAAUGCUGACCUCGUACGUCGUCACACGGCGGUCGUCCGGAGCCAGCGUGAGCGUGCGCAGUUGGUUCAGUCGAGCAGUGUCUCUUCUGCUGUGAUCCCAACCCCUCCAGAUCCUGAAAACGCCACAUCAUUGCGUUCCCUCAAAUGCAAACACUGUACCUACACAUCCCCUUACGUCUACGCCCUUAAGAAGCACCUGAAGAAAGAGCACCCUACUGUGAAAGCCACGGCGAUGACUAUUUUACAUUGGGCUUACCAAGAUGGCAUUCUAGAGGCCGGCUACCACUGUGAGUGGUGCAUUUACUCCCAUGCUGAGCCCCAAGGCCUGCUCCUCCACUACCAAAGACGCCAUCCUGAGCACAAUGUGGAUUACACAUACAUGGCCAGUAAGCUAUGGGCUGGCCCGGAGACCACCCAACAAGGAGGCAAUAUGGAAACUAAGCAUUACAAAUGUAGAGACUGUGCCUUCGAGGCCUGUACAAUAUGGGACAUUACGAGUCACUACCAGGCAGUCCACCCGUGGGUCAUAAAAGGGGAUGAAUCUGUGCUUUUGGAUAUCAUCAAAGGAAAUGGUUCAGCGGAAAAGAUCCACCCACAGAUUGCCAAAGAACAUCUGACUUUCAAUUGUGAGCCUGUUGAAGAUGAUGGCGCUUAUGUCAUUGCUACCCCACCUCAAGAAAGCAAUGCCCAUCCUUCCCACCCCCGUCUUUCCAUCUCUAACAACUCGUAUCAGUGCACUGUAUGUCUGUCAGAGUACAACAGUCUACAUGGCCUCCUCACCCACUAUGGGAAAAAGCACCCGGGCAUGAAAGUAAAAGCCGCAGAUUUUGCACAGGAGGCCGAUAUCAACCCCAGCUCCGUGUAUAAAUGUCGUCACUGUCCGUAUGUAAACUCCCGGAUCCACGGGGUCCUUACUCACUAUCAGAAAAGACACCCUUCAGUGAAAGUCACAGCAGAAGACUUCGCAGAUGAUAUAGAGCAGAUUCCCGACUUAAACGAGGGAGACGACAAGUGCAAAACUCAAAGGCAGGGCUACGGCGCGUACCGAUGUAAAAUGUGCCCGUACACCCAUGGGACACUGGAGAAACUCAAAAUCCAUUACGAGAAAUAUCACAAUCAGUCUGCCUCGGAUAUGUUCACUCCUUCUCUGACACAUUUCUGCACAAGUAGAGACACAGAGCCAGUAGCCGAAUGCAGUACUGGUAAUAUAUCAAGCACAGCACAGGUCCAGGAGGUCAGCGAGUUGGACCUUGCCCUCUCUCAGUUACCCAUCAAUAAGACGGAGAAGCAUGCCGUGUUCAAGUGUCAGCUCUGCAAAUACUUCUGCUCCACCAGGAAAGGCAUUGCUCGCCACUACCGUAUAAAGCACAACAAUGUGCGCGCCCAACCGGAGGGUAAAAACAACGUCUUCAAAUGUGCUCUUUGUGCGUACACCAACCCCAUACGCAAAGGCCUGGCAGCACACUACCAGAAGCGGCAUGAUAUUGAUGCCUAUUAUACCCAUUGUCUGGCUGCUUCCAAGACUAUAACUGAAAAGCCUGCCAAGGUGGUAGCGCCCCCACCGACAGAGGGAGAAAAUUCAGAAAUGAGUGAAGAUUUGCGCUUGGCUGUAGAAAGACGAAAGUGUUCUCUUUGCGCCUUCCAGGCCUUCAGCAGGAAGAGCAUCGUCUCGCACUACAUUAAACGCCACCCAGGUGUCUUUCCCAAGAAGCAGCAUAAUAGCAAGCUCGGCCGCUACUUUACCGUUAUCUAUGCCAAAGAGCCGGAGAAGCUUGCCGUAGAUUCAGUGGCAGAGGAAGGCAAAGAAGUGCUGGAGGUCCCGCUUGAGCCAAAGCAGGACGGAGAUGAUGAUUGGCUGCCUUUCAAGUGUCUAAAGUGCUUCCGGUUGUCCUUCAGCACGGGCAAUCUGCUGUCUUUGCACUACAACGACCACCACAGCGGUGACUUGAAGAGGGACUUUGUUGUAUCAGAAGGUCUAGGGGAUGAAGAUUCGGAGUUGUACCAGUGUUCUCACUGUGAGCUGAAGUUCCUGGAUCUCCCGGUUUUGGCCAAACAUCUGUUGAAUCACAAUGAAGAGUUUCAGAAGAGAGCCAUGAGGCAGGAGAGGAGGAGGCAGCUCCACAGCAAACUGAAGGCCACAGAAGUACCCGAGAACAAACCUGAGAAGGAUAACCCUGCAAACAAAGCUCCCAUUGGAUUCAGGUGUAACUUCUGCAUAGAGGUCCACCCCACCCUCCGAGCCAUUUGCAACCACCUUAGAAAGCAUGUCCAGUACGGAGAGGUCAAAGAAGGACAUGUCAAGCAGGAGGUCAGUGAGGUGCCCCUGACGAUGCCUUCAGAGGGCUUGACUAACGGCGACCUCGAGGGGGACGAAGCAGCCGAAGCAGAUGACCUUGACGGACCCCCGCCUCCGAUGAUGGUUUCCGCUGUCACCUCUGGUGUCGGUGUUGCCGCGGAGACACAAGAGCCGGAGAAGGACACAGUUGAAGGAUGCGCAGCUGCCCUCGUGGCUGCAGCGAGGGCCGUGGUGUCGGAGGACCAGCUGAAGCAGCGAUUAACGGCGGGGGGUCACCCGUGUGCCCAGUGCGACCGAGUCUUUAUGUCCAUGCAGGGACUCAGGUCCCAUGAGAGGAGCCACUCAGCCAUGGCGAUGUUCAGCAGGGAGGACAAAUACAGCUGCCAGUUCUGCCAGUUUGUCUCUCCCUUCAGACACAAUCUGGACAGACACGUGCAGUCUCACCACGGGCAUCACAAGCCCUUCAAGUGCAAACUGUGCCCCUUUAAAUCUGCCUACGUGAGUCGCCUGAAGAGCCACCUGCAUAAGGCGCACACAGGUGAGCAGCACACAUACAAGUGCUUGUCGUGCCCCUUCUCCUCGAUGACCAUCAGCCAGCUGAAGGAGCACUCGCUGACCGACCACGGCGAGGCGCUGACCCUCCCCAAACUACGCGCCGCUACCCAGGCUGCUCAGGCCACCGCCAGGCCGUCGCGGCUGCCCGGCAGCACCGAGCAGACUCCGCUGUCCCCGGAUGACCCAUCGUAUCUGGAGCCGGCGGAUGUUCGUCAGCAGCUUAGUCAUUACCAGCUGGCCUCCCGCAGUCAAAUGUCUUCCGGCUCAACACCUGGUGGCUCGACGGUGGCUGACAAUCGACCAGACGGCGUCCUCACUUGCGAGUUCUGCGAGUUCAGCUCCGGCUACAUGCAGAGUCUGCGCCGGCACUACAGGGACCGCCAUGGUGGCAAGAAGCUCUUCAAGUGCAAAGACUGUUCCUUUUUCACCUGCUACAAGAAUACCUUCACCAUGCACGUAGAGGCCGGUCACAACAGCAAUGCACCUGAAGACCUCCCCAAAGACCUGCGCUGCCCUCUCUGCCUCUACCACACCAAACACAAGAGCAAUAUGAUCGACCACAUCGUCCUGCACAGAGAGGAGCGUGUGGGUCCGCUGGAGGUCAGCCGAUCCAAGCUGUCGCGUCACCUUCAGGGCCUGGUGUUCCGCUGCCACAAAUGCACCUUCACAUGCUCCAGCGACCAGGCUCUGCAGCUGCACCUGCAGAAGCACGCUGAGAUCAAGCCCUCAUGCCAGCUCUGUUACUAUGACAGCAGUCGACGGAGCCAGCUAGAGGAGCAUCUACGCCUCGAGCACAAGGUCAUCCGAAACUUCGAGCUGAUGGGCCGCGUCAACCUGGACCAGCUGGAAAUGAUCAAGGAAUACGGGAGCAGCGUCGAGGACGAGGAGGAAGAGAUGAUGGAGAUGGUCGUCGACGGGAAAUCAGCUGCCGCCGAGGAGGAGGACCGCGACGAAGAAAUGGAAAUGAUGGAGAAUCUGGCGCAGGAACAGAGAGAGAUGGAUAUCGAAGGGAUAGAGGACAACAUCAAGGAGGAGGAAGAGGACGAGGAGGAAGGAGAGGAAGAGGAAGUCAAGGAGGUGGAGGAAGACGGAACAACACAGCAAGAGGUCUUUGCAUCCCCUACCAGCAGCACCAGCAGCAGCUCUCAGCUGAGCGGUGCAGAGAAGCGUCUCCCCUGCGAGUUCUGUGGCCGCUGCUUCACCAACAAUCUGGAGUGGGAACGACACGUCCUUCGACACGGCAUGAUGAUUAACAGCAGCCGCUUGGACACCAGCACCACCUCCGCAUUAGAGACCACGGCGUCAUCUUCCACCAGCUCCUCAGUCCUGAUGGACUCCGAAUUGGACCUGUCCAGCAACAAGCCUGAGGAAGGGAACCCUGCUGAUGUGUCGCUGAGCAGUCAAAGCCAGUACAUGGAAAACAAAGAAAUGCUCAACACCAAAAAGGAUCCACUGUUGGGUUGAACUUGUCGUGACCUCUUAGGGUUAUUGUGCUUGAAACGGAUAACCUGGGGGUAGAAUCAGCGCCGAGUCGGAUAUGAAAAAAUAGGACGGAGAGAAAAAGAUUGAAAACUGAAAAAAGUGACUUCUUCUGAGUUGGCUCAUUUCUAGAUUUUUAGGUGUUACAUAUUUAAGUAUUAGGUUGUGCUGCAUAAAACGGCUGAGCUCUUUAAACGGGCAGUCCCCUAGGACAGAUUUUUAAUAUAUUGGUAACCAAUAGUGAACAGAACUCUUUAUUGCUGACAUUCUGGUCAAAUCUACAGUGAAAGACCCCACCUAGAUACAACGAAGCGAAAGCUCAAAAAGAAUGUUGUCACAAGAUGAUUAAGUAAGUUUAGCAUUAUUUUGUUUUAAAGCACCUUUUACUGCUCACUCCCCCCGACUCAUAGAAAUCAGGGUUACUGUAAAAUUGACAGAAAAGGAACAAACAAGAGAUGAAAGCAUUUACGACCACGGCCCGCUGUAGAGCUACUUUUUUUCUUUUCUUUAUUUUUCUUGUUUGAAUCUGAGACUUUUCUCAUCUUAGCUCUGUGUUAAAUGUGUAGAAGUAUUCCUGAGGAAGAGUUGCACCUUAACUAUUUUAGUAAAUAAAUUCAGAAAUUGUGUUUUGGUCAUUGUAGUGAUACGGAAUUUCCCCCUAAUGUUUGUAGCAAAUUGCUACAUUUAGAAACCCAUAUUAUUAUACUACGUAUAAGCCUUCACCCUGUGGCACCCUUUGCCUUUUUUCGACUGUGCUAUUUUACUGUCCUGUUAUUUCACUGAUGAGAUAACAAAGAGAACGAGAUACGUUUUCAUGUGAGACAUCCUGUUGUUUGUUGUACAUGUUGAGAAAUGUCACCUGGAACUCGACUGGUUUUAAGAACAGUGGCUUAAUGGUUGUCCUCCUAAUCAAUAGACAGAGAUUACACUUGUCUUCUCAGUGCCAGAUGUGUGAUUGGAUGUGCAAGAAUACAGCACCGUCAACAUACUGUCCCUGCAUCCAUCAAUAAGAUCAAAAGGCGUGUUUCCACCGCAUGAAUUCUCCCCAAGAAGCAGGAACCUUUAGAGAAACUCAUACUCUGUUGCACCAGCUGUGCUUAAGUUCUGUCUCAUGUUUGAAAGGUGAAAGGUCAACCUUAAAUCUUACAUUGAAACUAGUUUGUUUGUUACGUAAGUUGCGUCUCUGUUACUCACAGCGUUUUAUUUAAGUAACUCUUUUAAACGAUCUAAAGAAGAAAACUAAAGUUAAACGCAGCACAUUCAAUUCUCCUCCAGGGUGACUGUUGAAGAACUGUUGCUCAGAAAAUUAUACCUUUCAGUCACUUAAUCAGGCGUCGAGGUUAUUCAAUAGUCCUGCAAUAGUCAAAUUUCAUCGUUACUGGACUAAAUUCUUGAAUGUUCGCUGUUGUGGAAAUGUAAACAGCGAGCUUAAGGAACCUAGAUUUUUAAAAAUGAGUUCCUGUGACCAAAAAAAUUAAUGUAGUGUCCAUGCAAAGUACUGAGAGUUGUCCACAGUGCUGAAGUGCCUUAGAAUACAGAUCCUUUUAAUGGACAGGAAAUGGCUUUAAUGACCUUUUUAAAAAAAAUCCAAUUGGUUUUAAAGUAAAUGGAAACAUGUAUCUGUUUGUUUCUUUAAUUAAACUAAAACUAGAUGAGAUUAAAAAAGACCGGACUUGGUGCUGUUGCCGAGGUGUUGAGGUUCCUGCCGAUCCAAUCGAAGCUAAUUACAUUAAAUUUGUUGUACUCACAGUAUUGAAAAAAAAAAUGAGUUGUUUUUUUUUCCUCAGAACCUUUACAAAUAAAUAGUCCCAAUGAAAACGAUUGCACUUAUAACUGGAGUGAAAGAUUGUUCUGAGAAAAGAAAUGCUGCUAGCAGGGUUGUCAACAUUAUCCAUACUUUGGUACUUUUUGAUACCACAUGUUUUAAAAACGAUAUAUCGCCUUUGUCUAAAUUAUUUAGAGUAUCAAAAAGUACUGAAGCUUUUAAAAAAAUGUUAAAUAUUCACUCAUCUUUUUAACCAAAAACUUGCCCGAACAAAAGAGAGAGGGCCGUCUUAAUUGCACUAAUUUGUUGGCAACAUUUCGGUGUGUGCACGAGUAUGCCUGCUUUUUUAAACCAAAAAUUACCCAAGAUUGGGUGCCUAUGAUUUAUGUAUUUGUUGCCAUGGUAACGAACAAGGAAGGUAUCAAAUAAUUAGAUUUUUACUAGAAAAAACAUGUUAUGGAGACAACCCGAGCUGCUGGUACUUUUUUUAAAUAAUGUGAGCACUACUAGUAAAAAAUGCAUUAAAAACUGACAAAAUGCAAUUAUUUUAUUCUUGAUCGAAAGGUGUUUGUCUUUUAGCCCUCGUGAUAACCUCAACUCUAUCUAGUUCCCUAAAAUUGCCCAAAUUAGUUUUUUUCCGCUAAAAAUGGCUGACAGGAUGGCAUUAAGAAUUCAAAAUCUACGCUUUUACUUGUCUCUUCACGAGCUUGUUGUCAAUGCAAUCCUUCAGUCGGUGGUCCAAUUUUGACACGACUGCAGACACUGAAAAGACAAGUGUAACCAGGUAAAAAAACAUUUUUGCCACUGGGACUUUAGUGUAUGACUCCUCAAGGGUUUCAUAUCCCCCAACUUUGAACCCCUUUAAAUUCUCUUCCUGUACUGACACUGUUGUCUUCGCCUGCAUUUUAUUCUUUUCUUCUUUUUUUUGUUGCUACCUUUUUAGGAAGUUGUGACGUUGUUGUGGAUACUGACAAAAGGCAGGGAAUGCAUUUGUUGGAAGUUGCUGCUUUGAUCGCCUUAAAGCCUUAUAAGAUAAAAAAAAAAAUAGCAAAUAAGUCAAAAUGUAUGUCCAAUCCCAAUCAGACCAAUAAGCAACAGUCUCAAAUUUAAACAGCUGAAAUUGAUGAGAGGAGCACAAAUUGUACAUUUGUGUUCUGGGAAACCAAAACAUUGGCCAGGCCUGCUGUGUUUGCUGCUGUGAUUGUAUUUCAUGAGCGUUAAACCAUUGGUGGAGACGGAGAAUCGGGGUUUGAACCAUUGAAUUUUUUGGAGUUCCACGUGUGUUACCCAGUUGAACAUAUUUGCAGCCAUGUAUAGAAAACAGAACUACUUGUUAAGUGUUUGAACUGUGAUGUUUCAGAAAGGAUUCUUUAAACUUUUUUUUUCCCCCUUUAGGUGUUCUCAUUUUAAAAGACGACUUAAAAAAAGUAAAAGCUAAAGAUGACCUCUGACCCUGUAAGGGUUGUUUUUUUGAGACCCCAGUCCAACAUUAUUACUCCGUUGUAUAAUGUCUGAUUAAAAAUGAAAAAUAUCUCCUUUUUUGUACUGUAAUGGGAAUGGGCAGAAAGGAAGAGCCCGGUGGUUGUACAAUAUUUAAACACUGGAUGAAAAACGAUUUUCAACUUUCUUAUCGCCAGACGCUUUUAUGAAGAAGAACUCGGCGAAUAAAAAGACGAGAAAAAAAAAAAAAAACUGGUCCUUUGGCGGUAUUUACUUCAAAAUGCUUCCUGUGGAUUGGCAAUCCAUAGAUCCGUUAAGAGAUCUGGCUCUUCAUGUCCGAUCCAACAUGUGACUCUCCAGUAUCUUCUAUCCACGACCAGUAAGGGCAGGGACUCCCAGUAGGCCUGCUCGUAGUCUACCCAGUCAACAGUAGGUGGGAAUGUAGCAGCCCCACUUUGCUCCUCAGUCCGUGUAACACCUGAGAAAUCCGUUUCAAUUGGUGCUGUAUCUCUAAGCCCUUUUUUUUUUGUUGUUUGUUUUUCAGGACCAGCUUGUAGCUCUUUCAAAAGUUAAACUGUUGUUGUAGAAAAUGUUGCUUUGUUACGGCAGCUCGUUGCCACGUUUAACAGACCAGUGCUAACCACACGAUGCUCUGGGUAACCCAAGCUGUUCACCCCCGAACUGUUUGUCGUUUUGUGAUCAUUUGACUAGAAGAUGACUAUGAAUCCCUCACUGUGUGCAGUCUCCGGACUCUUUGAUCCCCAAUGUUUACCCAAAGUUACGCCCCUGCUGACAACACACUGGAUACUUGUAUAUAUGUUUGGUUUGUUUUUCUCCGAUGCAUUUCUCUUUUCAGACUGUUGUCUCCAUAGUUGGACACUAGAAAUCUCUCCUUUAUGCCUUUCUUCCCAUAUAAAUCUGAUUACCUGAUGGUGGGUUGUGAUGUUGCCUAGAAUGAUUGUUUACAACUUUAUUCCAUUUAUCUCUGGAUAUUCUGUAAAUAUUGUAAUUCAUUGUCUUUUUUUAACUUGAUAAUAAAGUUAUCAGAUAACGGUU